Messenger RNA from Camellia sinensis, 5873 nucleotides. NCBI's taxonomy places the organism in Eukaryota, Viridiplantae, Streptophyta, Magnoliopsida, Ericales, Theaceae. The record is from RefSeq and is a predicted model, not a curated record.
GGAGGAAAGGAAAUACAUGUCCCUGCUGCUGCAAUUAACUAAAACUGAUUCAUGGGAGAGUUUUUCAAUCUUCAGACUCGAAGGAGCUGUUGUUGACCAAUCCCUCUAUUCCUACACUCUCUUCCUACUUCUCUCCCUUGGAUUGCAAAUUAUUAUUAUUGUUAUUAUUGUUUUCCCAUUGAUUUGAGUUUCAAAGAUGUUAACAGUCAGACGCAUAACCAAAAUCAGGAGGACUCUUCCCACUACCUUCACCAUCAUCACCUCCGAAUCCAACAACAACAACAGCAACCCAUUCAUCCAUUCUGCAGCCACGGCAGCAACAACCACCGUUCACGGCGGCUGCGGCGACCACGAAUUGCGUGCCAAGGACGUUGUUAUUUCCUUCAAAGACUGGUUCGCCUCUCGAAACAACGCUCUGCUCGACCGGAUCUUCGAUAUCUUAGGCGGCGGAGGAGGACUUGACAUUGGCGGUGGCUGCGCUGCUGCUUCAGACGCCGCCUUCCCCUCCCGGAACUCCGCCGAUUUGGCUCUUUCCCAACUGGGUCUCCGCUUAUCCGAAGCAUUUGUUCUUGAGGUCUUGAAUUACGGCAAAGAUGUUCUCUCUUGCCUCAAGUUCUUCGAUUGGGCUGGUCGACAACCUGGGUUUUACCACACUCGCGCCACUUUCAAUGCCAUUUUCAAGAUUCUAUCCAGAGCCAAGCUCAUGUCUUUGAUGCUGGACUUCUUGGAGAACUAUAUGAAGCAGAGAUAUGUUCACAAGGUUCGAUUUUAUGACACUCUUGUAAUGGGUUAUGCUGUUGCUGGGAAACCUGAGGUUGCACUCCAACUGUUUGGUAGAAUGCGCUUUCAGGGUCUUGACUUGGAUGGCUUUGCUUACCAUGUGCUUUUGAAUGCUUUGGUGGAGGAGAAUUGUUUUGAUGCUGUUGAUGUGGUGGCUAACCAGAUUGAAAUCCGGGGAUUCAAGAGCGAGGUUACACAUUCUAUACUCGUUAAGAAUUUUUGCAAGAAAAAUCAAUUGGGUGAAGCUGAAUCGUAUCUUCGUGGAUUGAUGAGUGCUGGUAACGGAUUGAGUGGACAUUGUGUGAGUGUUUUUGUGGAUGCCCUUUGCAAGGGCAAUCAGUUUGAGAAGGCGGGUAAGUUGCUCGAGGAGUUUCGCCAGUCGGGUAUGGUGGAUGUGGAGCAUGCUUAUGGGGUGUGGAUUAGGGACCUUGUUCAAGCAGGGAAGAUAGACGGGGCUUUGGAAUUCUUGCAGAGUAAAAAAUCACUUGAAGGCUAUGUACCCGAAUUGUUUCGUUAUAACAUCUUGAUUUGCAGGCUUUUAAAAGAAAACCGGCUUGAGGAAGUCUGUGAUUUGCUGAUAGAGAUGAAGGAGCACCGAAUUUCACCUGAUGAGGUCACCAUGAACACUGCACUAUGCUUCUUUUGCAAGGCGGGUAUGGUGGAUGUUGCUCUCGAGUUGUACAAAUCGAGGUCUGAGUUCGGGCUCUCCCCAAGUAGCAUGGCUUACAACUAUCUAAUCAAUACUCUGUGUGGAGAUGGGAGCAUUGAUGAAGCUUAUUGUGUUCUGAAGAAUUCAGUUAACCAAGGUUAUUUUCCUGGUAGAAAAACCUUUUCGAUCCUUGCUGAUGCCUUGUGCAGGGAGGGAAAGUUUGAUAAGAUGAAGGAGCUAGUUGUUGUUGCUCUAGAGCGAAAUUUCAUGCCAAGUGAUUCAACAUAUGAUAAGUUUAUAUCAGCUCUGUGUAGAGCUAGGAGAGUGGAAGACGGUUAUUUGAUACAUGGGGAGCUCAACAGAUUAAAUAAAGUUGCUAGUAAAAAUACUUACAUAAACAUGAUACAUGGUUUCAACAGGUCCAAUAGGGGUGAUAUUGCUGCUAGGCUACUCAUAGAAAUGCAAGAAAAGGGUCACAAUCCUAUUCGGAAAUUGUUCAGAACAGUGAUUCGUUGUUUAUGUGAUCUGGAAAAUUCAGAAAAGCAAUUUCUCAAAUUGCUGGAGAUGCAAUUGUCUCAUCAUGAGCCCACCUGUCAAGUUUACAAUUUCUUCAUUGAUGGAGCUGGACAUGCCGGAAAACCGGAGUUGGCUAGAGAAGUAUUCGAGAUCAUGGUGAGAAGUGGUAUAGAGCCCAAUUUGAGUUCUGACAUUCUGAUGUUGCAGAGUUAUAUAAAGAGCGGAAAGAUUUCUGAUGCUUUAAAUUUCUUUCGUGACUUGUCCAAGAGAAGAAAGAUUGGGAAAAAAUUGUACAACACCAUGAUUGUUGGUCUUUGCAAAGCCAACAAACCAGACAUUGCAUUGGAGAUCCUGAGAGAAAUGAGGGAGAACAAAGUGAUACCAAGUCUCGAGUGUUAUGAGGAGCUUGUAAAGUUACUGUGCUCAAAUAAGAAAUAUAAUAUGGUGGUAAAUCUUCUUGAUGACGUGAUAAAAGAUGGCCGACAUAUUUCAUCCUUUAUGGGUAACGUACUUCUAUUGCAUUCACUGAAGAGUCAAGAUCUUUAUCAGGCUUGGGUUCAUUCAAGAGAUGUGCAAAAUGAGACAUCAUCUCUUCGGAUGCUUCACCAGCUAAUUGGUGCAUUCUCUAGUCGGAGAAUGGAGCAAGAUGUUAAGGACUUGGAAGAAGUGAUUGAACAAUGCUUCCCACUUGAUAUCUACACAUACAAUAUGUUGCUGAGAAAACUAAGCAUGAACCAAAUGGACCAUGCUUGUGAGUUCCUCAAUAGGAUAUGUUGGAAAGGUUAUGAGCCCAAUAGAUGGACUUAUGACAUCUUAGUGCAUGGAUUUUUCAAACAAGGUAGGACAACCGAGGCUAAAAGAUGGGUGGAAGAGAUGUUUCGGAAAGGGUUUGAUCCAACUGAACGUACCAAAUUAUUCAUGUAACGGAUGGCUAUGUAUACAAAAAUAGGAAUAAUUUUUCCAAUGAUGGAAAGGAGAGUCAGAAUGAAAGUUUUGCAUCUUUGUUGAUUUACAUGUGUAGUUUGAUGGAGUUGAGAGGAUUUUGAGGAAUAGGAAGUUUGGAAUCUGAUAUGAACAAAGGAAAGAGAUACCAUUUCAGGUUGAAAUGAUUUAUCCUGAAGAAAUGGGACCAAAUAUGAUGCAUGUUGAAGAUUUUUUAGAGAACGGCCUUCCACUGCUUGUUGAAGACAUCCAAGAGAGGGUUGAAAAUGCUUCUUCAAACAUUUGCGAAAUUGAGGAUUUGAGGUAUGAACAUGGAAGUGGGAUAUCUUAUUAGCAAUAAAAUUGAGGUCUCCAAAUAUGUUGAGUUUGGGGAGAUGAAGCACCAUGGGGCUAAAGGCUAAGGAUUUGCAUUAACAUGAACACCAUCCAACCUCAUAGCAGCAGAGUGAGAAUUUUGUUGGCAGUGCCGGGGAGUGGGAGUAGGGGGGUGGGGGGAGAGGAGGGGUGGGCCAAGCUGUGUGAUCUAGACUUAAAUAUGAACAUUUGGUAUUGUGGCGCAUAUUGAGAAGGAAUGUGAGAUUAGUGUGGAUGAUGAUGAGGCUACAAGGGGGAGGCACAUGCAGUAUGGGCCAUGGAUGCGCUUCAUUAAUUAGAAGCCUCAAGCUUUCCACGUAAAGUGGUUGACUUGAAGGGUGAUAUCUCUGGUGAUAAGAGUGCUGCUGAUCAUGGUCCUUAGAUGGCUGCUGAUAAUGUGAACACUCUGCAUUUUGGACAGAUUGGUAUGCCUGAAGACCAGCCUUUCCCACCAGCUGAGGGGUGACAGGUAGCUCCAACAAAUGAAGACGACUAAUUUGGACACAGAACUUCUCCGGAAUAGGGGAGGAGGAAGGAGGCGUGGCACCACAAAUUACGGGAGGUUACCAGUCCUCAUUCUGCUAAAUCUUAUAUUGUGGCUAACAUUGGGGAAACUGCUUUUGGGACCUUAGUUUUGAAUAGUCAACCUAGCGGGAGCUCUUCUAAGAUUGGGGCUAAUGUAGAUGGAGGUAUCCGUUAGAGAAGUGAGUCCAAUGGCAGGGUGUCCUAAGGCGUUCUCUUCUCGAGAGGUCAGCGUAUGUGGAAUGGUGGGGCUUAAGUAAAAGCUAGGGUUGGGAGAUGGAAGAAGAUAGUUAAUGAUUUUUAGGGGAAAGGUAUGCGGAUUGAUGAGGUGAUGGGUGCUCAGAGGAAGUUGGUUACUGAAUAUGGGAAGGAACGGAUGGGAAUUGAUGAAGGUCCAUUGGAGAAGCAGCCAUUUCACAUGGAGCAAUGUUGUAGAGGGGAUGAUCUCAAUUCAGUGGCAUUGGCUGCCCAGCAUCCUUCUGAGAGCCAUGAUCAUUGUGUGAAAUUGUCAGGGGCUUGGGAACCUUUCAGACAGUUUGGAAUCUUCAUCUUUUGCUGAAGUCUCAAGAUCUGAAGCUGCUUUCCUUUGUGAAACCAACUUCGCAAAGUAUUUAACAGAGGGGCUGAUGAUUUGAUUGGGAAUUGAUAGUGGCUUGUGGGUGGAAAGACUGCGAUUGUUUGGUGGUCUGGCUUAUUGUGAAAGAAUGUUAAGCUUUUGGUGUAGAGGGCAUAUUGAUGCGGUGGUGGAGGACGAUGGUGAUUCGUGAGAGAGGAACUUGGUGUUUACAGGUUUCUUCGCUAAUCCAUGUUUGAUCGCCCAUAGUCCCAAAAGCUUAAGUAGUUAGGAAAUGGAUACAACAAUGCAUAUCAAGCUUUCCAACACCCUCCAUCACAUGGCAUCCCAUUUUGUACAUGGUGAUGCAAACAUUCAAACAUGUAGAGAAACAAAAUGCAAACAGAAAAACAAAUGUAAAAGGAGAGAUUUGAACCCGAAGCCCCUCCAUGUUGGAUCACCCCUAGUCCCAAAAGUUUAAGAUAUUAGUAAAGGAGCCCAACAAUGCAUAUCAAACUUUCCAACAAUCCAGUGGUCUCCAAAUGUAAGAAUUCCUUAAAAUUGCUUCGAUGUUUGGCAGCUCACUGUAAUUUGCCUUGGCCUUGUGCUGGAGAUUUUGAAUGAAAUUUUGGAUAACUGUGAACGACAAGGGAGGGAAGAAUGGAGUAGCUAGCAGAUGGAACCUUUCAAGAGUGCCUUUUUUUAACUGCAACUGGACCAGGUGUUACUAAUGAUGAAUGGACACACAAAUUUUCUGUGUCUGGGGGCACAGCUUCUGGCUGGUAUGUCUUCUGAUCAUCUCCAUUGGUAUCAGGUGUUGCAAAGGCUCUACAGGUUUGAAACCAUAUGGCUUAGGUAUGGACAAUGUCAAGGGCUUGUUGCUGAGGCAUCGUGGCUGGAACUUCUGGGAGUCGAGUAUAGCAUGGAUUAAAGACAAAAUUGUAAGGACUGGCGCUGCUGUCAACGCAUGGAAUUGGAGGACCCUUGGGCAUGUGCAGAAGCAAAUUAAGAACAAACUGUAUGCUUUAUGAUUUGAUUGCUGCUGGGCUCGAUGAAGGGUGAACAGAUUUUAUGAUGGCAGGCACUGCAGAAACGUGCGGACAAGACUUGGAAGUACCAGAGAUUAUGUUGAAGUCAACAGAUUGCUCACCGGUGGAUCUAGUUGAUACAGGGGACCAUGCGGCCGAAAUAUUCAAUCCAGGUGCUGUAAUAUCAGGCUGCAAUAGAAAUUUGUAAUUGUCAAAUAGAACUUUACGCAGUUCAAUCUUCAAUUUAAUGAAUUCACCGCCAAAAUGAAAAAUAGUGAAAUUGCUCUUUCUGUUUUUGUGGGUAUUGAGGCUGAAGCUUAAAAUUUUUGUUGAACCCAUUUUUAAGUUUUAGUAAAACAUACUUUCAUAAUGUCGGGAUUAAUCAUAUUCGGUCCCAUUGAGAACACAGCCAGCAGUGGUGCAGGUUUGGCGAACAAAACUGUAGAUGUCGGCUUUAUUAUAGCAAUUGGGUUCCUGUAAUAACAGAGUAUUUUGAAAAUAAAUUAGAAUAAUGUUGUUCUUUUGGAUU